UCACUCAGAACAAAAACCAUACACAUCAAAACAAGCUUUUUUUGCUUGCUCUCGUUGAUUUAUCUUACACACCAAACAACAACAAAAAUCCACCAAAAAUCAUGGAAGUAAAAGAGAAGAAGAAGGGGAAGAACAAUAAGAAACAGAAAUACCAACACCCAAAUGACCAAACCACCAAACCCGCAUCAGAUUUAUCUUUCAAACCCACCUCCGACGUAAAGGGUCUCCGAUUCGGUGGCCAAUUCAUCGUAAAAUCCUUCACAAUCCGCCGCGCACGGCCGCUCGAGCUCCUAACUCUCCUCUGUUUCACUAAACCCAACAACAACAGCGGCAAGAAACUUCCUUUUCCUUCGACCACAGCUUACUUGCCGACAAACUUCACAAUCUUGGCACACCACGCAUGGCACACACUCACACUCGGCCUUGGAACCAAGAAAUCGAAAGUGGUUUUGUUUGUUUUCGAGUCGGAGACCAUGAAAUCGGCAGUAGACCGUGUGUGGCCACCGGAGAUAGCUCUCGGGGAUGUGAACAAGAAGCUGAUUAGAGGUCUAAGUGGGUGUGAAAUGGCGAGAUUCAAGUUCAGAAAAGGCUGCAUAACAUUCUAUGUGUACGCAGUGAGACGAGUAGGGCAUUUGGGUUUUUCUUGUGCGGAUGAUUUGAGGACAAUUUUACAGUCUGUGGUGGCACUGAAUGAUUUCUUGGAUCACACUGCUAUGCUUGCUUUGCCAAACCAGAGAAGCAUCAAUUUUGAGCCCCAAUUCGCUAUGGCUCACUGACUUCCAUCUUAAUCUCUCUGUCACACUCUGUAUCAGUAUCAUCAUCAUCUUCUUCUUCAGCUCAUUUUAGAUUAUGUUUUUUUUUUACUUUGGGGUUUUAAACAUUUUGGGUCUAAUAUGGGGGGAAUUACUUUAUUUAUUGAUCUUUGUGUAUGGUCUUAAUUUGGGGGUAAAACUGCAUUUCAGAUUGAAUAAAAAUGGUGUUUUUGUUCUCCCUGAA
Messenger RNA from Tripterygium wilfordii, 996 nucleotides. RefSeq lists its product as uncharacterized. NCBI's taxonomy places the organism in Eukaryota, Viridiplantae, Streptophyta, Magnoliopsida, Celastrales, Celastraceae. The record is from RefSeq and is a predicted model, not a curated record. The transcript has a single exon. The coding region runs from base 102 to 776 and encodes 224 amino acids.